AUGGACCAACCUAACCAGUCCGACGAGCUAUACCCCAUCGCCGUCCUCAUUGACGAGCUGAAGCACGAUGACGUCCUGCUGCGACUGAACGCGAUCCGCCGCCUGUCGACCAUUGCCCUGGCCCUUGGAGCUGAGCGGACGCGGGAUGAGUUGAUACCCUUCCUCGAUGAAUCUGUCGAGGACGAGGACGAGGUCCUCACCGCUCUGAGCGAGGAGCUUGGCAACUUCGUGGAGUACGUCGGCGGCCCGGAGUACGGCCACGUGCUCAUCUCGCCGCUCGAGAACUUGGCCGGCAUUGAGGAGCCCUUGGUUAGGGAGAAGGCCGUUGAAUCGCUCAACAAGGUCUGCCAGGAGCUCAACCCGCAGCAGGUCGAGGAGUACUUUGUGCCCCUCACCAUCCGCCUCUCCACCGCCGACUGGUUUACGUCUAAGAUCUCCGCCACCGGUCUCUACGUGGAGCCCUACCCCAGAGCAUCCGCCCAGGCGCAGGAGAGCCUCAGGCAGCACUUUGGCAAGCUUGUCCACGAUGACACUCCCAUGGUUAGGAGGCAAGCCGCGAACAACCUGGCGAAGUUCGUGAAGGCCGGCAUGCCCCCUCAGACGGUUAUCGAAGACAUGAUUCCGCUUUUCCAGCGCUUGACCACCGAUGACCAGGACAGCGUCAGGCUCUUGACCGUCGACGUUUUGAUUGCCAUUGCGGAGGUUGUCCCCAAGGAAGAGCAGACGAGCCAUGGAGUUCUGCUUACGGCGCUGAGGCAUCUCUUCGAGGACAAGAGCUGGAGAGUUAGAUACAUGGUCGCGGACCGCUUUGAGAAGAUUGCAAAGGCCGUGGAGGAGGAGCUUAUCACAAGGGACCUUGUUCCUGCCUUUGUCAAGCUUGUGAAGGACACUGAAGCAGAGGUGCGGAGUGCUAUUGCAGGACAGAUCCCUGGCUUCUGCAGACUCCUUCCCAAGGAGACUCUUCUCCAGGAGGUUAUGCCGAACAUCGAGGAGUUGGUCUCCGACCAGUCUCAGCACGUUCGCGCUGCUCUGGGCACCCAGAUCAGCGGCCUUGCACCCAUUCUCGGCAAGGACGAGACCAUUACGCACCUGCUUCCGAUGUUCCUCCAGAUGCUGAAGGACGAGUUCCCCGACGUUCGUCUUAACAUCAUCUCGAAGCUUGAGCAAGUCAACGAUGUCAUCGGCAUCGAACUUCUUUCUCAAUCCCUUCUCCCCGCUAUUGUUCAGCUGGCAGAAGACAAGCAGUGGCGUGUGCGCCUUGCCAUCAUCGAAUACGUGCCUCUCCUUGCUAGCCAGCUCGGCGUGAAGUUCUUCGAUGAGAAGCUUAGCAGCCUAUGCAUGAGCUGGCUCGGCGACACUGUCUUCUCGAUCCGUGAGGCUUCUACCCAGAACCUUAAGAAGCUUACCGAGGUGUUUGGCGUCGAUUGGGCGAACGAGGCUAUUGUGCCUAAGGUUAUGGCCAUGGGUGCUCACCCGAACUAUCUCUACCGCAUGACGACUUGCUUUGCCAUCUCCACGCUCGCGCCCGCAUUAAGUCUGAACGUCAUCGAGGCCUCUAUCUUGCCCAUGAUGGAGAAGCUUGUCGAUGACCGCAUUCCCAACAUCCGCUUCAACGUGGCCAAGUCGUACGAGGUUCUCAUCAAUGUGCUUAAGCGUCUGCCGGAGACGGGUACGAUUGUCGAGAUCGAGAAGGCGGGCACGUCUCCCGAGGGCUCGCAACGCGGACUCGACCUCAUUCAGAACUCGAUCCUGCCCAACCUGGAGAAGCUGCAGCAGGAUGACGACGUCGACGUGCGGUACUUUGCCACGACUGCGGCGAAUAGCUUCACGGAUGCCAUGCACACGGAGCCCUAG
Molecule: messenger RNA, 1854 nt
Organism: Lasiodiplodia theobromae
Lineage: Eukaryota; Fungi; Ascomycota; Dothideomycetes; Botryosphaeriales; Botryosphaeriaceae
Product: Protein phosphatase pp2a regulatory subunit a
Exons: 9
Coding region: 1-1854 (617 amino acids)
Biological process (GO): protein dephosphorylation
Cellular component (GO): protein phosphatase type 2A complex; cytoplasm
Molecular function (GO): protein phosphatase regulator activity
Source: RefSeq, a predicted model, not a curated record